UGAUUAAAAUUAAUAAAUUACUUCUGCUAAUGAAACUAUCUAUCUAGCUAUCCAAAAUAUCCAGCAAACGGAUAGAAUAACAAUACAAAUCGAAACCUCCUUCUUCUUCUUCGUCAUCUUAGAAGAGAUGGAAGCUCUACACAUCUCUGCAAUUUCACACACUUAUAAAUCUCAUCAAACCCCAAGCUUCAACUCCGCCAGAACAUCAACACCGCAUAUUUGCAGCGCCUACUCUUCUUCUACUCAUUCUCGAUCAUUGUUAUCGCACUCAACAUAUAACUCAUUCACUAGGCAAUUAUGGGGAUUUGUACAUUCUUCUAGUACUGAUAGAAAGAGAGACUUGCGUAGAGGUUUAGUUGUGAGAGCCGAAAUGUUCGGACAGCUAACUAGCGGUCUUGAAUCGGCUUGGAACAAGCUCAAAGGCGAAGAGAUAUUGACAAAAGAAAACAUUGUGGAGCCGAUGAGAGACAUUAGGCGAGCUCUUCUCGAAGCAGAUGUUAGCCUUCCUGUAGUGCGAAGGUUCAUCCAAUCCGUGAGUGAACAAGCUGUUGGUGUUGGUGUGACUCGAGGAGUAAAACCAGAUCAACAAUUGGUUAAAAUUGUAAGUGAGGAACUUGUUAAAUUGAUGGGUGGAGAGGUUUCUGAACUGUCUUUUGCCAAAUCCGGGCCCACUGUAAUUUUAUUGGCAGGUCUACAAGGUGUUGGAAAGACAACUGUCAGUGCCAAGUUAGCAGUGUACCUUAAGAAGCAGGGGAAGAGUUGCAUGCUGAUUGCUGGAGAUGUGUACAGACCUGCUGCAAUAGAUCAACUUCUUAUCUUGGGAAAACAGGUAGAUGUGCCAGUUUAUUCAAUGGGCACUGAUGUAAAACCAGCAGAAAUUGCUAGGAAGGGUCUUCUAGAGGCUAAAAAGAAAAAUGUUGAUGUUGUCAUAAUGGAUACAGCUGGAAGACUUCAGAUAGAUAAGGAUAUGAUGGAUGAAUUGAAAGAGGUGAAACGGGAACUAAAUCCCACAGAAGUUUUGCUUGUAGUUGAUGCCAUGACAGGCCAAGAAGCCGCAGCUUUGGUCACCACAUUCAAUCUUGAAAUUGGAAUUACUGGUGCCAUUUUGACGAAAUUAGAUGGGGAUUCAAGAGGUGGGGCAGCUUUGAGUGUGAAGGAGGUAUCGGGAAAGCCAAUCAAGCUUGUAGGACGCGGAGAAAGAAUGGAGGAUCUUGAGCCUUUUUACCCUGAUCGUAUGGCAGGGCGCAUACUGGGAAUGGGAGAUGUUCUAUCGUUUGUGGAAAAAGCACAAGAAGUUAUGCGCCAAGAGGAUGCUGAAGAUAUACAAAAGAAAAUAAUGAGUGCAAAGUUUGACUUCAAUGACUUCCUGAAGCAAACUCGUGCAGUUGCACAAAUGGGAUCCAUGUCUCGUGUUCUCGGAAUGAUUCCUGGCAUGGGGAAGGUUACUCCUGCUCAAAUUCGAGAGGCAGAGAAGAGCUUAAAGAUAAUGGAGGGAAUGAUUGAAGCAAUGACCCCAGAGGAAAGGGAAAAACCAGAACUUUUGGCUGAAUCCCCAGCUCGUAGAAAGCGAGUUGCUCAAGAUUCGGGGAAAACAGAGCAGCAGGUAAAUCAACUUGUUGCUCAAUUAUUUCAAAUGCGAGUCCGUAUGAAAAAUUUGAUGGGUGUCAUGGAAGGUGGAUCCGUACCUGCUCUGAGCAAUCUUCAGGAGGCUCUUAAAUCUGAGCAGAAGGCUCCUCCAGGUACUGCCAGGAGGAAAAGGAGAUCGCAGUCAAGGAAGCAAUUUGCAGAAUCAACAUCCUCCAUGCCUAGUCCUCGUGGUUUUGGCUCCAAAUAAUUAUUUUGGUUUCGACUCUCCCUAUGUUCAUAGAUUAGCGAACAUAAUGUGUAUUGUGUAAUCAUAUCAUGACGUGUAGAGACUGUUGUAGAGAUUAAGGGGCCGUUUGGUUCGCUUCAGAGAAACGGAAUGGAAUUCAGAAAGGGAAACGCGGGGAAAGGAAAAGAAUGAUCCUGAAUUGUUUUACCUGUUUGGUUUUGUUGUAGAAACGGAAUGAAAAUUUGUGUGAUUAAUUUUAUAUUCGAUUUUUUUAA
Molecule: messenger RNA, 2088 nt
Organism: Daucus carota subsp. sativus
Lineage: Eukaryota; Viridiplantae; Streptophyta; Magnoliopsida; Apiales; Apiaceae
Product: signal recognition particle subunit SRP54, chloroplastic
Exons: 15
Coding region: 128-1834 (568 amino acids)
Biological process (GO): SRP-dependent cotranslational protein targeting to membrane
Cellular component (GO): signal recognition particle
Molecular function (GO): 7S RNA binding; GTP binding; ATP hydrolysis activity
Source: RefSeq, a predicted model, not a curated record